Molecule: messenger RNA, 1831 nt
Organism: Nomascus leucogenys (northern white-cheeked gibbon)
Lineage: Eukaryota; Metazoa; Chordata; Mammalia; Primates; Hylobatidae
Gene: GPR18
Product: G protein-coupled receptor 18
Exons: 3
Coding region: 674-1669 (331 amino acids)
Biological process (GO): positive regulation of Rho protein signal transduction; phospholipase C-activating G protein-coupled receptor signaling pathway
Cellular component (GO): membrane
Molecular function (GO): G protein-coupled receptor activity
Source: RefSeq, a predicted model, not a curated record
UUUGCACCUCUGGUAACUGUGAGAUCAGAAUGUGAAGUGGAAGGUUGUGUGCCUCACAAUAACCACGGAGUUCUACUCAAUGUGCUGCCUUGGCGACUCUGGAUCUCUGUUCCGAGAGUAAAAUGUCACACUGAAAACUCUGGGCCUGGCGUCCCAUGGGACUUCAGUGGUUCCAGGACUGAUUUCAUUGCCAUCACUUAUAUAUGAUGAUGCAGACUUUAAGCAUCAAAGUAUACAAACUGAAGAAACUUUAUCCUUUGUAUAUAAUUAUCUUAAAUAUAUGCCAUCAUUUCAAGGGGAGCUUAUGCUAAGUGUGACUUCAUAAACAAAUCAUUUGUGAAAGAGAAAAACCACAUCCAGGGUAAAGUCAUAAGGUGAAAAAGCCUAUUUCAGAGAGCACUUCCUGAAAGAGACAAAGCAGCAAUUACAGUCAGCCCAGCACCAACUCCCAUGCCACGCGUUACACUGGAAACUACUUUUUAAAGCAACAAAAGAGUCUAAAACAAAAUACAACAUUUCUUAAAUACACUGUUUCCAGAAAGAGCUAUUUUAACAGAAGCAACUCAAAGAUAUCCCUUCGACAGAAGUGGAAGUGCUGAAAAAUGUUCAUCUCUCACACAGACUUUUGAUGGACAGGAGUUUCUAAGUAUCAUGCCUACCAACAAGCUGUAAAAUGAUCACCCUGAACAAUCAAGAUCAACCUGUCCCUUUUAACAGCUCACAUCCAGAUGAAUACAAAAUUGCAGCCCUUGUCUUCUAUAGCUGUAUCUUCAUAAUUGGAUUAUUUGUUAAUGUCACUGCAUUAUGGGUUUUCAGUUGUACCACCAAGAAGAGAACCACGGUAACCAUCUAUAUGAUGAAUGUGGCAUUAGUGGACUUGAUAUUUAUAAUGACUUUACCCUUUCGAAUGUUUUAUUAUGCAAAAGAUGAAUGGCCAUUUGGAGAGUACUUCUGCCAGAUUCUUGGAGCUCUCACAGUGUUUUACCCAAGCAUUGCUUUAUGGCUUCUUGCCUUUAUUAGUGCCGACAGAUACAUGGCCAUAGUACAGCCGAAGUACGCCAAAGAACUUAAAAACACGUGCAAAGCCGUGCUGGCGUGUGUGGGAGUCUGGAUAAUGACCCUAACCACGACCAUCCCUCUGCUACUGCUCUAUAAAGACCCAGAUAAAGACUCCACCCCCGCCACCUGCCUCAAGAUUUCUGACAUCAUCUAUUUAAAAGCUGUGAAUGUGCUGAACCUCGCUCGACUGACAUUUUUUUUCUUGAUUCCUUUGUUCAUCAUGAUUGGGUGCUACUUGGUCAUUAUUCAUAAUCUCCUUCAUGGCAGGACAUCUAAGCUGAAACCCAAAGUCAAGGAGAAGUCCAUAAGGAUCAUCAUCACGCUGCUGGUGCAGGUGCUCGUCUGCUUUAUGCCCUUCCACAUCUGUUUCGCUUUCCUGAUGCUGGGAACGGGGGAGAACAGUUAUAAUCCCUGGGGAGCCUUUACCACCUUCCUCAUGAACCUCAGCACGUGUCUGGAUGUGAUUCUCUACUACAUCGUUUCAAAACAAUUUCAGGCUCGAGUAAUUAGUGUCAUGCUAUACCGUAAUUACCUUCGAAGCAUGCGCAGAAAAAGUUUCCGAUCUGGUAGUUUACGGUCACUAAGCAAUAUAAACAGUGAAAUGUUAUAAUAGGAAAGUUCUUUCAUUUCAAUCCCAUCAAAAUUCACUUCACUAAUUACUCUGGCAUCAAUGGAUAUUCUGUAUAAUACUAUCAAGUCCCUUUUCUCUUGAAAAAAUAAAUUCAUUAUCUUCAUUUUAAAAACUUAUAUAAAACAUUUUUGUGAAUUAUUC